AUGUCGUCAUCGUCAAGCAAUACCUACGCUUCCCACGUGGAAAUCACCUCAUCGUUCGCAGCCAUGCUCAACAAGAACGAGGCUAACGAUUAUUCCUCCUUGGCAACCGAGGAGUCGUGGAUUCCCGUGGCAUGGGGAGAAGCUUCUCAUAAGGACAACGCUUUUGUAUCCUACAUGGGCUCCAAGAAGUAUGCAGAGAAGGUGGCCUGGAGAUUCAUAAAGUCUGAGAAGCCCUCGUUUGGCCUUACCACCGUCAACCCCGGCUGCGUGUUUGGUAGUGGUAUUGCUCUAGACGCGAAGUCUCCCAACUCCACCACUAAUGGGACCAUCAUUCAGGGUCACUUGUCUACCACACCCGGGCAAGAUACGUCCGAGGGUCAGAGCUCAUGUGUCUGCCAUCGCCAGAACCUCGAAAACCAGCGACUUAUGCCGUGUGUCUCCAAAUUGUGCAACCAGGAUUUGCGGGAUACAGUAAACAAAGAGGUUCCCGAUCUCAAGGGCAAGACAAUGAGUAAACCCGAAAGGAGCUAG
Messenger RNA from Yarrowia lipolytica CLIB122, 531 nucleotides. RefSeq lists its product as uncharacterized. Lineage: Eukaryota; Fungi; Ascomycota; Dipodascomycetes; Dipodascales. The record is from RefSeq and is a predicted model, not a curated record.